UAGUCUGCAAAAGAAGUGCAAGAUGAGAUUUCUGAUUGUAGCCACCGCUGUCUUCGCCUGCGCCGCAGCCGCACCCUCGGGUGCCCUGCUGGCCGCACCUUACGCCGCUGGCCUGGUCGCCUCACCCUGGGCAACCUCAUGGGCUUCACCCUUGGCGGUCGCCGCACCCCUGGCUGUAGCCAGGACCGUGGCCCUGCCAGCUGCCAUCCCGACCAUCCCUCCCGGUGACAUCCAAGGAGCAGCCCUCGAGGCCAACGCAGCCGCUGUGGACGCCGUCCGCUCCGUCAACGACCAGGCUGCCGAACUCCAAGGCAGAGCCAUCAACGCCGCUGAAGACCACGCCUGGCAAUCACUCAACGCCGUCCAAACCGCCCAGGCUCAGGUUGACGGAGCCGCCGCCAGCGUAGCCCCCAACGUAGCCCGGUCCCUGGUCGCCCCAGUAGCCCCAGUGGCCGCUUACGCCGCCGCCCCAGCACUGAUUGCCCCAGCGAUCGCCCGCUCCGUCUACGCCCCAGCUAUCUCCGCUCCCCUCGCCGUGGCCCCCUCCGUCAUCGCCGGCUCCCAGUCUAUCUCCACCCAAUCUCUCUCCCAGACCCACCCGUCUCCACUGAUCGCCGCCCCAGUGGCCUACGCCGCCCACGGGUGGUAAUCCAACCAAAACACUUUAUACCUAUUUAAAAAUUACGCAGGCGAAAACUAUCGCGAUUAAAUGAAAA
This is a messenger RNA of Pararge aegeria (speckled wood butterfly), 716 nucleotides long. RefSeq names its product cuticle protein 16.5-like. The coding region runs from base 23 to 649 and encodes 208 amino acids. The record is from RefSeq and is a predicted model, not a curated record. The transcript has 3 exons. Lineage: Eukaryota; Metazoa; Arthropoda; Insecta; Lepidoptera; Nymphalidae.